AUGAGCUUACUGCUGCUCGUAACUCUCAGGAGAUUUGACCAUGAGCACUACCUGUGCUGUCUGUUGCUGCCUCAAGGCUCCAGAGCUUCUAGCAUCGCACUCAGAGCUCUCAAUGUUGAACUGGCCCAGGUAAGCCACUAUCUACUAUGUAAGAUGUACAUAGAUUUCUGCCAGUCUAGUACCAACAACUCUCGUGUGUGCCCAAACAUAUCCAAUCUACCGAGUCAGCAUUUUGGUACUGCGGGUAGCUCAGUAGCCAAUCAGAUUGCUAGAAUGGAAUACAGAUGUCCCUCGUUUGGACGGAUCCAUUGUAAGGUGAAGGAUGUGGUGUCAGAUAAGAGGAUUGGUGAAAUGAGAAUCCAGUUCUGGAGAGAUACCAUAGACCUUGCCUUCAAGGGUACUCCUCCACAGCAUCCUGUGGCCAAAGAGCUCUCUCUGGCCAUCCACAGACACCAACUAUCAAAGCACUGGCUGACAAGGCUACUGGAUGCCAGAGAGAGGGAACUGGGAGUGAGUACACACCUGACCACCAGUGACCUGGAACAUCAUGCCGAGUGGACCUCCUCAUCUCUGCUCUACCUCACCCUCCAGACACUCGGUGUUCAGGAUGUGAGCAGUGACCAUGCAGCCAGUCAUGUUGGUAAGGCAGAGACCAUCACUACUCUACUCAGAGCUGUGCCCUAUCACCUCUCCAGAAGAACUGUCCACAUCCCAAUGGACAUCAUUUCUAGACAUGGAGCAUCUCAAGAAGACUUCCUUCGUGGUGAGGCUACUCAGGCAGUGAAAGAUGCAACAUUUGAUCUGGCCAGUCUUGCCAACACUCAUCUUCAGAGGUCUCGUUCAAUGAAGACUCAACUACCCAAGACAUCUCUCAGAGCUCUUCUACCUGCGACAACAUGUGAUGGUUUUCUUAGACGACUUCAAGAUGCAGAUUUUAACCCCUUCCAUCCACCUCUGGCCAGCAAAGACCCAAUGCUGUCAUGUGUACUCUUCAACCCAGACAAUGUCCUGGAGACAGUGAAGGGAGUGGAGGACUGGUGGAGUGAGGGGGACUACCAUUGUCUAGGAGGAGGACUGGGCUACUGGUUGGCAGUGUCAGAGCAAAAGAGGCGAGAGAUCCAGCAGCAGUAUGGCGAUCCUGAUGAGCAGAAGAUGAAGCUGAUAGAGUGCACGUCUUUGCCUCAUGGCAGUGGCUGAGUCGUGCAGUGGGGCGUGUGGGGCAGACACAGCUAGCCCCUCUCAUCUCCUCCUAUGAUCAACCCACCACUGGCACCCACAACGGAGAGUUAUAAAGGCGUGUAUUCUGACACUGAUGAAUCAGACAUUGUAAGUUAAUUAAGAGUUCAUCAAAGAUUUUUUUGCAGGAAGUCGAGGACUAUCAUGGAGGAGAAGUCAAACUCUAUGGAUGCAAGGGGGAUUACUUCGGCACCUACCGUGCCGAAAGUCUUCGCCAUAUUUCAGCUUUAGGGAUGCAGUAUCCCUCUGCAAAGACCCAGGUUCCGAAAGCCGACUUUGUCAACCGAGACACCAUCAAUGCCCUCGUGCCGCAUAGACACAUCAAACAAAACUCACGAUAUCAGAAUGGCCUUGCGGGAUGGGAUGCGGCUUCGGCGGAUUGUGCCACAAUUGGAGACAUCAAGAAAUUGCUUUGUAUGCAAGUAUGCUGUGGUCGGUCAAGAAUCUUAUGUGAAGUCGCCAUGUUGUGAUCGGACACUCCAUCAUUCAUGCGUUGCUGGUGUAAGUGUGUGCCCUUACUGCAAUGAGGCAUGGGGAGGGCUACCCCUGUGCAGUGUGUGGGCAGCCAACUGUGAGUUCUACCAACCGUGAGGUGUUUCACUCACAUUUGAGGAGGAAAAAAGGACGACUAGAGUGUUGUGGGUUGGAUGUCCACCCCAAGUGCAGAGCAAGAGCACGAGGAUGCCCACAGUGUGGAGGGGGGAAGCUUCCCAUAAAGAAGGACUACGUAGACUUUGUUAGAGAAAGAAGAGAACAGAGAAGAAACGAACAGAAAAGGCGAAUGUGGGGGAAACACACCUAAUUACUUACGUACAUGGACUCUCCAUGUUAUGGUGUAUUCGGCAUUGUACUCUAUGGCACUGAUUUCCGUGGACUAUCCACAGUUUCUAAUGCCACAUUUUUUCUCUUAUGCCCACGUUUUUUGUCACUCUGCCACAUUUUUACGUA
Molecule: messenger RNA, 2184 nt
Organism: Geodia barretti
Lineage: Eukaryota; Metazoa; Porifera; Demospongiae; Tetractinellida; Geodiidae
Source: the annotation of a GenBank genome assembly